Olea europaea var. sylvestris is the source of this 1029-nucleotide messenger RNA. RefSeq names its product DNA-directed RNA polymerase 1B, mitochondrial-like. Gene Ontology annotation, biological process: mitochondrial transcription. Lineage: Eukaryota; Viridiplantae; Streptophyta; Magnoliopsida; Lamiales; Oleaceae. The transcript is spliced from 7 exons. Gene Ontology annotation, cellular component: mitochondrial DNA-directed RNA polymerase complex. The coding region runs from base 1 to 873 and encodes 290 amino acids. Gene Ontology annotation, molecular function: DNA-directed RNA polymerase activity; zinc ion binding; DNA binding. The record is from RefSeq and is a predicted model, not a curated record.
AUGACAGGUGUUUCAUAUGAUGUUGAGAAUUAUGAGACAACCUUGACUGCCUUAGGAGAGAUGUUUGAAGCUGCACGGAGCAUCAUGAGUUGGCUUGGAGAUUGUGCAAAGAUUAUAGCUACUGAGAAUGAAGCAGUACAUUGGACCACACCACUUGGGCUCUCUGUUCUACAACCUUACCAGAAAUUAGGAAGGCAUUUGAUUAAGACUUCUCUUCAGAUUUUGACACUCCAACGUGAAACUGACAAGGUUAUGGUUAAGCGGCAGAGAACAGCUUUUCCUCCAAAAUUUGUUCAUUCUCUCAAUGGUUCUCAUAUGAUGAUGACUGCCAUUGCUUGUAAAGAGGCAGGGUUAAGUUUUGCAGGAGUGCAUGAUUCAUACUGGACUCAUGCAUGUGAUGUAGACCAAGUGAACAAGAUUCUAAGAGAAAAGUUUGUUGAACUCUAUGAUGCACCGAUUUUGGAGAAUAAUUCUUCAAUGGCCGGAAGAAAUAAGGGGAUAUGUCAUUCAUGUAGACGGGCAGGAUACAUGUUGCCAGAUUGCCCCGGAAAGAGAAGAUGUCCAAACUGUGGCCAAGGCUAUGUUAAAUGGAUGGAGGUGGAAAAGCAAAGCGAUAACAAAGGGCGUUUGUUCCAUUGUUGUACCCGUGAUAUCUGUCGAUUUUUCGAUUGGAAUAAAUCUCCUCCUGCCGCAGUAUAUCCCUUGCAAGGUGAAGGUCAAUCGAGCGGCGCCUCCAAUGGUAGUGAAAUCGUUGAUGAUUUGUCACGUAUGUUGGAAACGUGUGCUAACAUAGCCAAGAAAAAAGACAUUGAGAUCUCUCUCAACAUCAUAACAAUUCGUAAGGGAAAACGGGAUUCGGAAGAUGUUCUAUGAACUUGGAUUUAAUGGGAUGGUUUAGGAAUAUUUAAUCUUCGGUGUGAUGCGUUAACUAUUGAUUUUGUAAAAAUUUGAAGACAACUUGGAUCCAUGAAUUUCAGUCGGUUUUAAAUUUCCUUUUAUGAGCAUUAUGUUUAGGACAUGUUUUACUAA